UUACCCUCCUUUUGACUCUUAAUAACGUUCCAAAUACAAAAGAAAAUCCAGGCAAGAGAAAUUUCAGACUACAUUACAUAUCUUGAAAAGCUAUAGAUUGGUUGGCCAUCACAGACACCAAAAAAAAAAAAAGCGAAACCGCCUCCACCAAGAAAUUCACGAACCUCAUGGAAGAGAAGGAGAAGAAGAAACACAAUAAGAAGCAAAAACACCAACACCCAAACCAGCAAACCAGCAAGCCAUCAUCAGAUUUUUCUUUCAAGCCUAGUUCAGAAGUGAAGGGUCUUCGUUUUGGAGGCCAGUUCAUUGUAAAAUCCUUCACAAUCCGGCGAGCAAGGCCUCUUGAGCUGCUAAAAGUCCUUUCCUAUCCAGCAACAAACAAGAACAGCAACACCAGUAAGGCCGCUUUCCCUUCAACAACAGCUUUUCUGCCUACAAACUUCACUAUAUUAGCACACCAAGCUUGGCAUACCUUAACACUUGGUCUUGGUACCAAGAAAUCCAAAGUACUACUAUUUGUCUUUGAAUCCGAGUCCAUGAAGCUGGCUGUUGACAGAAUAUGGCCACCAGAGAUACCACUUGGAGAAGUGAACAAGAAACUUAUAAGAGGCCUGAAUGGAUGUGAAAUGGCAAGGUUUAAGUUUAGAAAAGGAUGCAUUACUUUUUAUGUCUAUGCAGUUAGACGUGUAGGCAACCUGGGAUUCUCUUGUGCAGAUGAUUUAAAGAUGAUAUUACAGUCUGUGGUCGCCCUCAAUGAUUUCUUGGAUCACACUGCUAUGCUUGCCAUGCCUCAUCAGAGAAGCAUCAACUAUGCAUCACCCCAGGUCGCUAUGGCUCACUAGGCAUGCUUAUUUUUGCUCCUGCUUUUUUUUAUAUAAAAAAAUUAGUUUUAGGCCUUUUCUUUUGAUGAUUUUAGUACUUUUUUUCCUUAACGAUGGGGGGAUUGGUUUAUUUGUGGGGGAUCGCGUAUGGGAUUUUCUAUUUGUUCUAAUUAACAAAAGGAGUUUAUUUUUAGUCUAAAUAAAUACUGAAUAAAUUCGAGUUUAUUUGGUGGUGAA
Populus nigra (black poplar) is the source of this 1058-nucleotide messenger RNA. RefSeq lists its product as uncharacterized. Bases 168 to 842 code for a protein of 224 amino acids. The record is from RefSeq and is a predicted model, not a curated record. NCBI's taxonomy places the organism in Eukaryota, Viridiplantae, Streptophyta, Magnoliopsida, Malpighiales, Salicaceae. The transcript has a single exon.